AUGUUCAUUUUGAGUGUGCUAGAGGGGAUGGUCUUAUUGUUUUAUGUAGGAUAUUUGGUUAGAGAGUACUCAUAAUAAUAAGUACCAUUCUAUGUGAAAUUGUUAACAUACAUUUCAUGGAUCCUUUCAUUUGGAAUUGUAUUUAUCAUACCCCAUGACAUCUAUUACACAAUUAAUGAUUAUGGGGAUGGCUAUGAAUAUACUGUAAUAUUAUGGAAAUGGAUUUAUUGGGGGAACUUCAUAUUAUGCUGGUGAUAUUUAUUCAUUUAUUCGUUUUAGGCUAAUAUUACCAAUUUGUUAGGAAUAUGAAGAUGCAGGAGAAUUCACUUGUAAAGACAAAUUGAUUAGAUCUUUUAAGAACAAUUUAAUUAUUUAUGCUUAUUUUUUAUUGUUUGGUUUAAUCUUUAUUGCCUACCUAGCUAUAUUUAACAAAUUGGACUUUAAUUCAAUUUUAAAAGUGUUAGUAGCUUUGGCUUAUGCAUUGUAUUUAUAAAUUAUAUUCAAAGUGGCAUCCUGUUAGUAGUUAUAUUGUUAGGACAUGGUUUAGUUGCAAUCCCAAGAGAAUACUGGAGGAAAGCAUAAUAUCAAAAAUGCUUAAAGGCACUUUAUUUAGAGGCUGCCCAAAUCAAUCAUACUAUUUAAGAACUUUACAUCUAAUUAUUCAAUAUGACUAUUGAAUUGAUUUAAAAUAAAUAAAGCAAUCAAAAUUAACAAUUUAUAGAUUAUAUAUUGAAUGAAGUAAAAUAAAUAUAUAUAUAAAUUUAGAUCCCUUAUGAAAUAAUUGAGGAUGCUUCUCAUAAGAUAUUGGAUAUUAUUGAAGUUAAAUAACUAUCAUCUUUUUGUGAGAUUAAUAAAAAAGUUAAAAAGAAAGCUGCAGAAUAUAAGAGAGCUUAAACUAAAUGGGAUCAUAUUUGCACUGAAUGCUUUCUCUUAGAGGAUAUGAUUGAUAAUGAAUUNAUUUUAUAUAUAAAAAUUCGAAAAGAAAUUAUCUGCAAGAUUUUAUGA
Paramecium pentaurelia is the source of this 1005-nucleotide messenger RNA. NCBI's taxonomy places the organism in Eukaryota, Ciliophora, Oligohymenophorea, Peniculida, Parameciidae. The record is from the annotation of a GenBank genome assembly.